AUGAACGCCCCAAGACUCGGGCUUCGGAAUGCCGCCAGCGCGCUGCGAUCGUGCACGCGGACGCCGAUCCGGCGGCCCGUGAGAGGGAUCUCUGGGGAGUCGAAGCCGCGGGGGGCCAGCAAUUCGGCGCCGACGAUGGAGCAGAUGAGGGCGCCGUUUGCGAAGAAGAAUACCUCGACUAUGUUUUAUACGCUGAGUAUUAUUUUGGGGACGGUCGCGCUUUCGUACGGCUCUGUGCCGUUGUAUAAGAUGAUCUGCGCAACGACUGGCUUUGGUGGACAGCCCAUUAAAUCUGCUGCGCAUAAUACGGACGACCCCUCGAAAUCGCUCCGGCCCGUCGUGGGCGCCAAGCGUAUCCGGGUUACCUUCAACGGCUCGGUCUCCGAUGUGUUGCCAUGGAGCUUCACACCGCAGCAGCGCGAGGUGCGAGUUCUUCCCGGCGAGACGGCUCUGGCGUUCUACACUGCGACGAACAAGUCGUCGGAGGAUAUCAUUGGGGUAGCGACGUACAGUGUGACGCCUGGGCAGGUGGCGCCGCAUUUCAGCAAGAUCCAGUGUUUCUGCUUCGAGGAGCAGCGGUUGAAUGCUGGCGAGACGGUCGAUAUGCCGGUGUUCUUCUAUAUUGAUCCGGAGUUUGUGAAUGACCCGAACAUGAAGGGGAUUGAGCAGGUGACGCUGAGUUAUACGUUCUUCAAAGCUAGAUAUGGCAAGAACGGCCAGCUGUCGCCACUGGCUGUGACAUGAGCAGGAGCUGUUUCACUAUGCAACUAAGUGUAUGAUAUAGAGCGGCAUUGAUGGGCUUCGCAGCGGUUUUACAUUGGGCGGCGUCUCGUGGUAAUCUCAAAUCUCAAUUCGACCUUGUAUAUAUAUAUGAACUAUAUAACAGUGUUAGGAAAAGGGCGGUAGAGCAUAGAGAAUUGUAAACUACUGAUACCCUUAACUUACCUUACUCAUGUCCCUCACUCGUGUAGUUUUGAGGCUUUGCUUGGUUUGUUGUCGUUGUUGCAAUGACGCAAAUACACCAGGAACUGGGGAAAAGAUCGGCGAUCCAAUGCCUGGUUCAUCA
Pseudogymnoascus verrucosus is the source of this 1066-nucleotide messenger RNA. It is a transcript of the gene COX11, whose product is annotated as cytochrome C oxidase. Gene Ontology annotation, cellular component: mitochondrial inner membrane. Lineage: Eukaryota; Fungi; Ascomycota; Leotiomycetes; Thelebolales; Thelebolaceae. Gene Ontology annotation, molecular function: copper ion binding. The transcript is spliced from 4 exons. The record is from RefSeq and is a predicted model, not a curated record. Bases 1 to 744 code for a protein of 247 amino acids.